Molecule: messenger RNA, 1161 nt
Organism: Pseudovirgaria hyperparasitica
Lineage: Eukaryota; Fungi; Ascomycota; Dothideomycetes; Acrospermales; Acrospermaceae
Product: FMN-dependent alpha-hydroxy acid dehydrogenase
Exons: 6
Coding region: 1-1161 (386 amino acids)
Molecular function (GO): oxidoreductase activity; FMN binding
Source: RefSeq, a predicted model, not a curated record
AUGUUCACGCUUAUAUAUAUCAUUUUUGCUACAGCAGCUCUUGCAGCAAGACUGUUUCUCAAUGAACCGGAUACAGGAUUCGACCCAUUCAUACCAGGGGGUGGAGGUCUGACGCCGUUAAACGAGAUAUUCUCUUUAGCAGACUUCGACGCUUCAGCUCGUAGCUAUAUGUCUCUUCGAAAUUACUCGUACUAUCGCAAUGGAGCUGCGGGAGAAUGGUCUUAUAGAAACAACCUCGAGGCUUUUGGGCGCAUCCGAUUGAGACCUAGAUCUCUCGUGGAUAUAACGCACGUCGAGGAAUCUUUACCGACCUCCAUACUUGGCUACAAUUUCUCGGCUCCAUUUUUCAUAGCCCCUGCAGGUCGCGCAGGAUACGGCAAUCCCGACGCUGAGAAGGGGCUCCUCCGGGCAGGUGAAGCAGCUAAUGUGCUAUACAUUCCAUCUUUCGGGGCUACUCUGCCUUUAGAAGACAUCGUCGCCUUCAAAAGUCCGGGUAAUGAAUAUACAACAUUCCAGCAGCUUUAUAUUGACAAUAACGACACGAAUGUACAGAGCAGUCUACGAAGGAUUGAGAAUGCCGGCCAAAAAGCCAUCAUUCUUACUAUCGACUCCCCCGGAGAUGGUGCACGUUCUCGUGCUGAGCGAUAUGGUGUUGGCUCGGCAGAUACUGGUCUCACUCUGCUAACAUGGGAGCGGUUUUCCAAGAUUCUCAACAUGACGUCCCUUCCCAUUGUCCUGAAAGGUAUUACGACAGUAGAAGAUGCGCGUAUGGCCGUCAGCUCAGGCGCUUCUGCCAUAUAUCUGUCCAACCAUGGAGGUCGUCAGCUUGACUUCUCUCCAUCGGGUUUUGAAGUAGCCCUAGAGAUUCACAAGCAAGCGCCAGAGAUCUUCGAUCAGAUUGACGUAUGGGCGGACGGUGGUGUACGCUACGGGACAGACGUCCUAAAACUCCUGGCUCUCGGUGUCAAGGCAGUUGGGUUGGCUCGGCCUUUCAUGUACGCCAACUGUUAUGGAGAAGACGGAGUAGCCCGCGCAAUCGACCUACUAAGGACUGAACUAAUCAACGACUCUGCAAAUCUUGGCCUUGGGGACAUUAAAUCUAUUAAUAGUUCAUACUUAAGUCUCGAAUACAUGAACUACAACGGUUGGUACACGAGAUAG